AUGGAUCUCGACGAGUUUUCCGACGAUGGGUUCGACGACCUGACCGAUAAUGUGCUCCAAGAGCUCGAGAACAACGCCAUUCAGUCCACCCAGGCCCAGCAUGCAUUCACGCAGCAAGCAGACCAGCUCGACUAUGCUUGGGGGCAGGAGGACGACGAUUUGGACACCACCGAGGUGAUAAACGAUGCCGGAGUCCCUGUGGGCAGGCCAAUUGUCGACAAGACGUUACGACAACAACAGCCCACACGGUCUUCCAUUCCUCCUGUGCCCAAUCCCCGAUGGAAUCCGGCGAUUGACGCCGCGGCCGCCAGGCCAGGAGCUCCUUUGGCGGAGCGGCCUCGAAUGACGAGCGUUCGGCCAAUGAAUCAGCCGUUUAUGGGAUCCCAGCGAUUCGAUUCUUCACAAAGUGUAGCGCGCCCUCAGACUGCGCAGCUUGCGGCGAUGCCGAUGCCAUCCCAAGCGCAGUCUGGACCCAUGGUGACGGCGCUGCAAAAGCGAAUCCGUAUUUUGGAAGCAGAGCUCAAUGCAGCCCGCGGUGAAACAUCGAUACUUCGCUCAAACUCCACAAAGGCGCAACAAAAUUAUGAUGAGCAGAUUGCCCGCCUCCGAAAGCUCAACGCCGAACAAAUACACAAACAAGAAAAGGCAAUGGAAGCGGCUAUAGCGGCGGAGAAACAUGCCAACACGGAGCUCCAAUUCAUGCAGCGCGAUAUGAAAGAGGUUAAUGACCGAGCCCGCAGAAAGGAGCCUGCCGCCAUCAGCAUGACAACGCCGAAGAAGGCCAGCAAAACAUGGGGCUUUGCGGAUGGCUUUGACGAGAUGGACAUUGCUGCGAGUCCAAGCAAAGGCCAAGGCAGAAGCAAGACUGCCGGCUCCGUUGCUACCAACAUCGGAGAGAGAACGCCGAGUAAAGGGAAGCGAAAGCGUCCUGUAUCAGAGUCCCCGAUGAAGCCUCUUGAUAUACACACGGGCGAUGCAGAAAUGAGCGAGGGCAUAAAGCCGGUGUCUCAGCUGGCUUUGCAGCAGCAAAUCGUGGUGGCAGCCCCCACAGCCCCAUUUGAUUUUUUGCAAAUCGUCCUCGAUCACGGCUUUGCUCAAGGGCAGCCCCCAACUUUCGACAUUCUCUCACGCAUCUCCUUCCCUUCUGACCCAAAUACAUCCUUCUCAACCCUCAUCUUCGAAAGACUUCCUCUGAUGGGCAACCCCUAUCAACCAAUGCAGCUGCUCGUCGAUUUUACGGAGCAACUCAUCAUUUUAUGGACUAGAUGCUUUGAAGAACAAUUUUGGGAACCUAUUAAAUACCUUGUAUCGCUCAUCGCUUUCACCUUUCAGCUCCAUACCUCGUCUGUUGCUCCCCUCAUCAUCUCCAGACUUGUGCCUGUGGCACAGACGAUAAUAUUUACUGUUGCGGAAGGGCCCUCGCGCCUUUCCGACGGCACGGUCGCCAACAACGAUGACCAUGCCGUCUUGGAACAGCAAAUCGAUACGAGUCACAUUCUGUCAUUGCUAUACACUGCGUCCUUGGCAUGUGCAACGACCCCAACCGAGACUGAAGAGGGGAUCAAAUACACUUCUGCUGCGUUUUGGAAACUCAUCUCUCUCGAUUUCACUCUUCUGCUUUUGAUGCCCAAGCAGAAAACUACCGAUAUUAUUGGAAUGCUUGAUCUGCUAGCGACAUCCUCGCUUCCUGACUCUAUCGGCCCUAUAUCUGACGAAAAAGAUAUGCCAUCAGUGGCGCGAGCUGUUAUUGAGCGAGUGUCUGCCAAGCUGAUGGAGCACCCUCGUGCUACAACUACCCCCGCUCAGAAACGAAGCGUACGACUGGCUGCUCUUCGAACGCUUAUUACCUUUUCAAGAUAUGAAUUCGGAGCCCAGCAGUUGGCAUCUCACGAUAACGCCAUCCCACGCUUAGUGGCUUGCUUGAGCACAUCCAUCGACGAGCUUUACGAUCAGCCUAUCCCUCCCAGCAUUCUCCCUCCUCUUCCCGAUGUCAUGACGUCUUCAUCGCUGAAGUUUUCCGAGUCUACAACUUCUGCUGAACUAUAUCGCAUCAUCUCCCAAUGCGUGACCCUUAUCCACACUCUAGCUACAGACCCAUGCACAGCCAAUUUGACCGAAAUCACUCGAAAACUUUCACUUUCUCAUGGAGGCAGCCAGCGCUAUCUUAUUGCUCUGGGAAGACUGACCUUUGCUGAAGAAGACCUAGUUAUGGAGGCGGGAAUUGACGGCGAAGUCGUUGAGGCGGCCCAUGAGCUGUUGGAAAUGGCCGUGACGCCGGAUGAGGGAGAGAUCGUAAGCGAGGCUUUUGGAGCAUGA
Molecule: messenger RNA, 2316 nt
Organism: Trichoderma gamsii
Lineage: Eukaryota; Fungi; Ascomycota; Sordariomycetes; Hypocreales; Hypocreaceae
Exons: 2
Coding region: 1-2316 (771 amino acids)
Source: RefSeq, a predicted model, not a curated record